UCUCUACUUUCUCUGGGGAAGCUGCCUAGUAGUGGUGGGGACUGCUUGCUGUCACUUCUUGGUCAUUCCGUCACUCAUUCAUUCUCUCUUGCCUACCAAGCCCGAGGUAACUCGUUCAAUUUCCGGCAAUCAGCUGGAUGGACAAUCCGGGAGGGUCUUUAUCAUGCAGUCCCAAGGGGAGUAAUUGAAGUGUCCGGGUCCAGGAAUCUGUGCCUACCUUUAUGUCGUGCGACAUAUAACUACCCCCCGCGACCGAUCGAUCCACUUUGCUCGGCGCGUGUUCUUCACUCUCAUUCCACAUUACCAAUCCUAUUUACUGCCUUCUCUCUUUGCCCCUCUUUGCGGUUUGAAAGAUAGUGAGUGGCAUUGGGGAUUUUCCGUUAUGUCUCCCCCCAGCAGCGAGAAAGUUGGCAGCGUGGAUCGUAUCGAGGAUAUCACACAAGCCAACCACACCCUGACCGAUGUCGACCACGAUGAGGAAUAUUCCUAUGUCGAGCAGCGCAAGAUCAUCCACCGCAUUGAUCGCCGUCUGGUGACUAUCACUGGCCUGGCGUAUUGUAUUUCCCUGAUGGAUCGCACGAAUCUCAGUAUGGCUGCUGUGGCUGGAAUGACCAAGGACUUGCAGUUGACGGUCGGGACGCGAUAUUCUGUUAUCGUGCUCAUCUUCUUCGUUCCCUAUGUAAUCUUCCAGCCGCCGAUGACGGUGGUCACCCGCAAGUUUGGCCCGACGAUCUUUCUGGGGAGCAUUGUCAUCUCUUGGGGGGCAAUUCUUAUUGGGAUGGGCUUCGCGAAGAACUGGAAGCAUAUGGUUGCUUGCCGUUUCUUGCUAGGGAUUCUGGAGGCGGGGUACUUUCCCGGUUGCGUGUAUCUGCUGUCGAGUUGGUACACGAGAUUCGACGUGCAAAAACGCUUCUCCAUUUUCUAUCUUAUCGGCUGCGUCGCAUCCGCACUGGCGGGCAUCCUCGCCUUCGGGCUGAUGCAGAUGGAAGGGCUGCAGGGCAUACGCGGCUGGCGAUGGAUCUUCAUCAUGGAAGGCGUGAUCACGGCGGUGAUCGGCGUCAUCACUCUCAUCUUCCUAGUCGACUUCCCAGACCGCGCGCACAAAUCCUGGCGCUUCCUCACUGAGAAGGAAAGCGCGUUCAUCGUCCGUCGCAUCAACCGCGACCGCUCGGAUGGCAACGAGGAGCCCUUCACACUCAAGCGGUUCUUGUCGCCGGCUCUGGAUCUGAAGAUUUGGGGAUUUGCGAUGAUUUUCCUCUGCACGACGACCGUCACCUACGCGAUUGCCUACUUCCUACCCAUCAUCCUACAAGAAGGGAUGGGCUUCAGCAUCGGCGCGGCGCAGUGCCUCGCCGCGCCGCCCUACGUCUUCGCCGGCUUCAUCAUGUUUGGGUCUGCCUGGGUGGGUGACAAGUAUCGCGUGCGCGGCGCCAUCGUGGUCUUCAACUCCGCGCUAUGCAUCAUCGGUCUGCCCAUCAUGGGAUUCGCGCACGGCAACGCGGCGCGCUACGUCGGCGUCUUCUUUAGCGUCGCCGGCGCCAACUCGAACAUCCCCGCCGUGAUGGCGUACCAGGCCAACAACGUCCGGGGCCAGUGGACUCGGGCACUGUCGAGCGCGACACUUGUCGGGUUCGGGGGCAUUGGAGGCAUUGUGAGCAGUUUGGUGUUUCGGUCUGAGGAUGCGCCAGGGUAUCGGCCGGGGAUGUGGACUACUAUCGCGUGCAAUAUCCUGAUUCUGGUAAUUGUUGGGGUCUUGAGUUGGUGGUUUCGCAAGUCGAAUCGCGAGGCGGAGAGAGGGGAGAGGGUUAUCGAGGGGUCGGAGGAUUUUAGGUAUACGAUCUGAAGAGUGGUGUGCCCCAGGCAGGAUGAUAUACCUGGCUUCUAUGUGUGGUAUCUAUAUCUGCCAUAGGCCCUUGAUGGAGAUAGUCUGAUUUAGUCAAUGCAGACCAUGACUUGAUGAAUC
This is a messenger RNA of Aspergillus homomorphus CBS 101889, 1963 nucleotides long. RefSeq names its product putative phthalate transporter. The coding region runs from base 383 to 1843 and encodes 486 amino acids. The record is from RefSeq and is a predicted model, not a curated record. Gene Ontology annotation, molecular function: transmembrane transporter activity. The transcript is spliced from 9 exons. Gene Ontology annotation, biological process: transmembrane transport. Gene Ontology annotation, cellular component: membrane. NCBI's taxonomy places the organism in Eukaryota, Fungi, Ascomycota, Eurotiomycetes, Eurotiales, Aspergillaceae.